AUGUCCACAUACCGUUCUCAUGCUGUGACAUGGCAUUGUCAGCGAAGACUGGAGGAUAGGAAAUGGUUCCGCCCAUUUUUCACUAAUCUCCCCUCAGGAGUCUGUGCACUGGUUUUACUUGAGUGUCCUGGUGAGGAGACCGAGUUCCAGAUCUGUGUCAACGUCAAAGAUAGAGAUUUUCACGCAAUGAGUCCUAGAAGAGAAGAUGUUCAAGGGAUUCGUGGAUGGGCCGUGAUUCUUGUGGUAUUGUUUCAGUUUUAUCCUAACUACUUUCCUAAUGGAUAUAUCGGAGUGGAUAUGUAUUUUGUCGUCUCUGGCUUCAUAAUCGCCUCUUUACUGAAGAAAAAUGACGUGACAAAGUUCUGCGAUGUCGUGCAAUUUUUCAGAGCAAGAUUGCACAGGAUUUUACCUUUGUACUUUGUGGCCAUUAUUCUUAUAUCAAUCGCAGUUUCACUCGGAUUUCCGGAAUCCUACAGAGCGAUUAACUAUGAAAGUGCACGUAAAGCAUACUUUCUAGCUUACAACUUCAAUUUUCAAGGAGUUGACAGAGAUGAGAUAAAUCUACUGGGUGAGGAUCUUUUUUCUCACACAUGGUCUAUCUGCGUGGAGGUACAAGUCUAUGCUCUGAUAUCAAUUAUAUUCUUCCUUCAAAGAAAAUUAUUUGACAACGAAAUUUUAACAUUUUCAUGCGUUCUGUUGUUGUCUCUUGUUUUCCAUUUAUGUAUGUCGGAACCGUUGGCUUCCUUCUCGUCUUUGUCAAGAAUGUGGCAGUUUUCAUUAGGAAUGCUAGUGUUUUUCAAAUAUUCCAGUAAGACAGAGAAACCACCUGACACUGCCCUAAAACACGUAUUUCCGACGGUUUCCGGAACAUCACAUGGAAGCAGUCUUACGAGUCGAAGCAUGAAAGAACAGCCUGGUAUCCUUCAAAACGCUUGCGUCUUUUCUCCUGUUCUUGUGGCUUUACUACCGAUUCGUUUUGACGUCACGGAAAUGCGGUUAUGCAUCACAGUGACAACAGCUUUAAUACUUUAUGCUAAUUAUGAGAGGAAAGCCAACAGAGUCCUGGAAAUGUAUGUUCCAGAGCGGAAAAAUGUUCCAACUAUCGAUGUGACUAAAGCAGUCGUAAUCACUAAUGAUAUGAUACGUCAUGUUGGUGAUAUCUCAUACGUACUCUACCUAGCCCAUCUUCCACUGCAUUCCAUCGUUGAAUUUUAUUCAGAGUAUAUAAGUUGUCCGUUUCCGUUUGGGAUUCUGGUUUCUUUUGUGUUAGCUACAAUUUCUCAGAGAUACGUUGAGAAUGUGUAUCGAUCUCUUCCUCAAAAUACUAAAUCGCUUCUUUCAUUCGUACUUUUUGUCAUGGUAGUGGUAUGGCAUUUUUGA
Necator americanus (New World hookworm) is the source of this 1380-nucleotide messenger RNA. RefSeq lists its product as uncharacterized. Gene Ontology annotation, cellular component: membrane. Gene Ontology annotation, molecular function: acyltransferase activity, transferring groups other than amino-acyl groups. The record is from RefSeq and is a predicted model, not a curated record. NCBI's taxonomy places the organism in Eukaryota, Metazoa, Nematoda, Chromadorea, Rhabditida, Ancylostomatidae. The coding region runs from base 1 to 1380 and encodes 459 amino acids. The transcript has 14 exons. Gene Ontology annotation, biological process: polysaccharide biosynthetic process.